Molecule: messenger RNA, 570 nt
Organism: Fonsecaea nubica
Lineage: Eukaryota; Fungi; Ascomycota; Eurotiomycetes; Chaetothyriales; Herpotrichiellaceae
Exons: 2
Coding region: 1-570 (189 amino acids)
Biological process (GO): Mo-molybdopterin cofactor biosynthetic process
Source: RefSeq, a predicted model, not a curated record
AUGGCCUCGACCACAUCCACCAACACCAACACAACCGGCACAGCAAGUAAGACCACGACCGGGACAUUCACACUCCUCCUCUUCGCGUCCGCGAGCACCUUUGCCGGCGGGGUCGAGACACUCCGGCUCCCCGCGCCGACGACGCUGCGCGGGGUCUUUGACGCCCUCGAGGCGCAAUUCCCGGGCAUGCGCGACGCGGUGCUCCGCAGCGCGGCCGUGACGGUGAAUCUCGAGUAUAUUGACGUUGAUCCUGACAUCGACGCUAACGCUAACGCCGCCGCUACCGCUGCCGGGCAAAAGCGAGAUGGGGACGUCGGGGGCGAUGCGACCGACAAGGGUGACGGGCUGGAUAUGGUGAUCAACGCGGGCGACGAGGUCGGAAUCAUCCCGCCGUACGUGUACUCUGGACCUCCCAACGGUCUGCUCCGCGAUGCAGGCCGCAGCCAAACGAGCCGACCAAUUCUCGUGUGCUCGGACUAUGCCAACACCAUCUGGAGGAUCCAAGAGCUCCUCAAAAUUGUCGAUACUAAUGCAUUCGGUCUUCGAGUUCGCCUGUCUGGACCCACAUAA